AGCACUGCGUGUCGUUUCCACACAGCGCUCCCUGCUCAGGCAACGCCGCACACCUACAUUGUUAGAAACCUCCCAUUUCCUUCAACAUGCCAUUUUCGUGUCUCUCUCGGACGGUAUGCCGGUUUUAACGCUUUCCACUGGACUUUAGCCGUUUUCUGCGCGCUGACGACGGCGGAGGAGUCGAGGUCGAAUAUGAGCAGGUUUCGAUGUAAGCUAUCAUGAGGGUGCAGGUGAUGGAAGCGCCCAGCACCAUGACCGCCUUCAACCAGGAGAACGUGGUGGAACAUUACGAGAUUGGAGAAGAGCUUGGAAGUGGUCAGUUUGCCGUGGUGAGGAAAUGUCGCAAAAAGAGCACAGGAUACGAGUAUGCCGCGAAGUUCAUCAAGAAGCGCCGGAGCAAAUCGAGUCGGCGUGGGGUUUCCAAGGAGGACAUUGAGAGGGAAGUGAGCAUCCUGAAGCAAAUCCAGCAUCCCAAUGUCAUCACUCUGCACGAUGUGUUUGAGAACAAGAACGAGGUCAUUCUCAUCCUUGAGCUUGUGGCAGGUGGGGAGCUCUUCGACUUCUUGGCUGAGAAGGAGUCUCUCAGCGAGGAGGAGGCCACCGAGUUUCUCAAACAGAUCCUGGACGGCGUCAACUACCUGCACUCCAAACAUAUUGCUCACUUUGACCUGAAGCCGGAAAACAUCAUGCUUCUGAAUAGAAGCGUGCCUCACCCACGCAUUAAGCUCAUCGACUUCGGCCUGGCACACAAGAUCGAUUUUAGCAACGAUUUUAAAAACAUCUUUGGCACACCGGAGUUUGUCGCUCCAGAAGUGGUAAACUAUGAGCCGCUGGGCCUUGAGGCAGACAUGUGGAGUGUUGGUGUGAUUACUUACAUACUAUUAAGCGGCGCUUCUCCAUUUCUGGGCGAGAACAAGCAGGAAACUCUGGCCAAUGUGUCGGCGGUGGACUACGAAUUCGAUGAGGAGUAUUUCAGCAAUACCAGCUCUCUGGCCAAAGACUUCAUUGCACGGCUCCUUAUCAAAGACCCGAAAAAAAGAAUGACAAUCCAGGACAGUCUGCAGCAUCCAUGGAUCAAGCCGAAAGACACUCAACAGGCACUUAGUCGCAAGGAAUCGGCAGUGAAUAUGGAGAAAUUCAAGAAAUUUGCAGCACGGAGAAAAUGGAAGCAAUCAGUGCGUCUGAUCUCGCUUUGUAACCGGCUCUCCCGCUCCUUCCUGUCCAGAAGCAACAUGAGCGUGGCACGUAGUGAUGACACACUGGAUGAAGAAGACUCAUUCGUGAUGAAAGCCAUCAUCCAUGCCAUCAACGAUGACAACGUGCCGGGUCUGAAGCACCUCUUAGGUUCUCUGACAAGCUAUGACAUCAACCAGCCCAAUAAGCAUGGAACGCCUCCGCUCCUGAUCGCAGCUGGCUGUGGGAACAUCCAGAUCAUAGACGUUUUGAUAAGAAAAGGAGCGGAAAUCCAAACCCUUGACAAGUCUGGAGCCAACGCUAUCUACUAUGCAGCUCGACACGGCCAUGUGGAGACCUUGAAAUUCCUCCAUGAAAAGAAGUGCCCUCUGGACAUCCAAGAUAAGUCAGGGGAGACGGCUCUGCACGUGGCCUCUCGAUAUGGCAACAUGGAUGUAGUUCAGUAUCUUUGCAGUAUUCACGCCAACCCUGACCUGACAGACCGGGAGCAGGAGACUCCUCUGCACUGUGCUGCAUGGCACGGGUACUCGGCAGUGGCACGGGCCCUAUGUCAAGCUGGCUGUGAUGUUAAUGCCCGUAACCGUGAGGGUGAGAGCCCACUGCUCACAGCCUCGGCCCGUGGCUUCCGUGACAUUGUGGAGUGUUUGCUGGAGCAUGGAGCUGACAUGGACUCCACUGAUAAGGACAACCACAUCGCACUGCACCUGGCCGUACGGAGGUGUCAGAUCGAGGUGGUAAAGUGCCUCCUCAGCCACCACUGCUAUGUGGACCACCAGGAUCGCCAUGGAAACACACCACUGCACAUUGCCUGCAAGGAUGGCAGCCUGCCAUUGGUGGCGCUGCUCUGUGCUGCUAAAGCCAAUUUGGACAUUCCAAAUAAAUUUGGGAGAACUCCUCUCCAUGUGGCAGCGAGUAAUGGAGGACUGGAGGUGGUGCGGCAUCUCUGCGUGGCCGGAGCUAACACAGAGGCCAUCACUAAUGAUGGAAAGACAGCAGAGGAAGUGGCAAUUGCAGAACAGCAAGAGCAUAUAGCACUUCUGUUGGCCAAACUGAAAAAGGACAACCACAAAGGCGGCUACAUCCAGCAGCUGAGACCCACUCAGACACCUCAGCCAAGGAUCAAGCUGAAACUGUUCGGGCACUCUGGUUCUGGGAAGAGUACGCUGCUAGAAUCUCUGAAGUGUGGCAUCCUGAGAAGCUUCUUUAGGCGUAGGAGACCCAGACUCACCAAUCCUGUGAGACACCCAGCCUCACCUGCCACAUCCAAACCUGCAGUCUCUGUGAGUAUCUCCAACCUGUAUCCAGGCUGUGAGAAUGUGAGUGUGAGGAGUCGCAGUAUGAUGUUCGAGCCCAGUCUGACUAAAGGAGUGCUGGAGGUGUUCACUCCCGUCCACAGCAGCCUGAACACAGCCGAUGACACGGCCACCAAGGCCAUCGACAUCCACACAGCCAACGUCAACGGUGUUGGAGACUUCAGCGUGUGGGAAUUCUCUGGUAAUCCAGUGUACUACUGCACCUACGACUAUUUUGCGGCCAAUGACAGUACAGCCAUCCACCUGGUGACGUUCAGCCUGGAGGAGCCGUAUGAGACUCAGCUCAGCCAUGUCACCUUUUGGCUCAACUGUCUCAAGGCUCUCACGCUGCCUGAGGACAACAUCGCUUUUGGAGGGAAGAUCAGAAAUCCUCUGCACGUGGUGCUGGUGGCCACUCACGCCGACAUUGCAAACCUGCCUCGCUCUUUUGGUGGAGAGUUCAGCUAUGACAAGGAGAGAUCUUUACUGAAGGAAGUCCGUAACAGGUUUGGAAAUGAUCUGCAAAUAGCUGAGAAGCUCUUCAUAAUGGAUGCUGGAGCCUCUAACUCAAAAGACAUGAAGUUACUAAGGAACCUCUUAUUAGAGCUGCGCAACUCCAUCGUCUCAAGCUGUAGGCCAAUGACUCAGCUAGCAGAGAAAUUGUUGUCCACUCUUCCCUCAUGGCGUAAAGUGACUGGACCAAACCAGCUCAUGUCCUGGCAGCAGUUUGUGGUGGAUGUACAGGACCAGAUCAACCCUCUGGUCAGCGAGGAGGACCUGCGUGAGCUAGCUUUACAGCUGCACAGCAUGGGAGAGAUCAACAUCAUACAGAGUGAAACUGUCCAAGACGUGGUUCUCUUAGACCCCCGCUGGCUCUGCACCAAUGUUCUCGGCAAGCUCCUCUCCAUCGAAACUCCCAAAGCCAUCCACCAUUACAGGGGGCGCUACCGCCAGGAAGAGCUCCAGACUCUGGUCUCUGAGGGGGAUGUAGAUGAGCUCCUUCAAGUCUUGGACGCCAUGGAUGUAUGCGCCCGUGAUCUGGCCAACCCCGGUAUGGUGGAUGUGCCCGCUCUCAUCCGCACCGGUGACCUGCAGCAUUCCUGGACUGAUGAAGCAGAUGAAGAGGUGGAGGAUUCUUUGCUGUAUGGAGGUGUCCGCAUAGUCCCAGCCGAGCACUUGACACCUUUCCCUUGUGGCCUUUUCCACAAACUCCAGGUGAAUCUUUGUCGAUGGAGUAGGCAGCAGAGACCGGAGGCCGAGGCAGAGGAAGUUAGGCUGUGGACCGGAGGUGCACGGGUAGGAGUUGGUGGAGCCGAUGCUUUAGUACUGCUAGUUAAUCAUGGACAAGGUCUGGAAGUACGGCUGAGAGGACCGGAGUCUGAACGUAGCCGAUGCUAUGCUUUGCUGGAUACUCUGUGUGGAAUGGCAGAAGGGCUGCUUGCUGCUACACUACCAGGCCUGCUAACUGCCCGUCAUUACCUGAGUCCUCAGCAACUGCGAGAGCAUCACGGACCUGUCAUGCUUUACCAGCCCAGGGACUUCUUUAGAGCUCAAGCCCGGGGUGAAAACGCAUUAACCAACACCAUGGGCGGCUAUCGGGAGAGCUUUGCUAGCAUCGUAGCGCUAGGUUGCACCCAAGUCUACAAACAAGGAACCCUUGGCGGGGAUGUAGCUGUAGCUGAGGUUAGCCUCCUGGCUCGACGUAAGCUCAGUCGCAUGCUUGACCCACCUGACACCCUUGGCAAGGACUGGUGUCUUCUAGCCAUGAACCUGGGCCUUAGUGAGCUAGCUGCUAAGUACAGCCCCGGCACCAAUGGAACUCCUCCGGCCGACCCAUUUUCUGUCCCAAGCCCAACAGUGGCGCUCCUUUAUGAGUGGAGCCAACGUUCAGACUCUACCAUUGGUGUCCUGGUAGCUAAGCUAAGAGAACUUGGCCGCCGUGACGCAGCUGAUUUUCUGUUAAAAGCAGCACCCGUGUUCCGGGUCAAUAUGGACAGUCUGGGGACUCCACCAGAACCUUGCGGCCCAGUCUGCAAUGGAGGGACGUCUUACAACUCCAUCAGCUCUGUCAUCUCACGCUAGAGCGCCACCUGUGUGCAUGGAAGAACAUGUGCAAUUUAACCUGUGGAGUGUUGUUAUCUUUCAGUUCCUGUGUUACAUAAGACUGUAAUCUGUGAAGUUUGAUACUUUGUACACAUCAAUCUUCCUGCUCUAUUCUUUCUGAAUGUCUCAUUUCUGUGAGGGUGCCUACUUUAAGAAUCAUUUUUAGCUCAAGUUUUUUUUGUUUGUUUGUUUGUUUUUAAGUGACAGCAUUGUAAUAUCAAGGAAAAUUUAAGGAUUUCUCAGUUUCGGAUUCUUUUAUAUGUUUAGAUAUGUAUGGCAAUGGUUUUAUACACAACCUUUUGAGAAAAGGCUGCAUAGUUAAGUGCUCGGCCCUGUUACUUGGUAAUGAUUCAAGCAAUUGAGUGCCUUUACGAUAGAAAGCCAAUUCUUUAUGAGCCAUUUUGAAAUUGCCUAAUGCCCCUUAUUGAAUUAAAGACCCAGUGUCUUCUAGCCAUAAACUUGGGCUUGUCAGUAUUUCAGUCAUCAACUCUGAAAUCCAUUUUCUAACCAUAUUGCUAAUUUGAUAGCGAUUGAGGUUUUGAAAGGUGCAGUUUACUAUCAUCUUUUUCUCAAGUUUAUAUUUUCUUAUGCUAACAGUUUUAGCAUACAACUUGAAACUGUACCUGUAUCCACACUGGAAAUUUAACUCAAAUUUAAAAAUAAAUAAAUAAAUAAAGGGUUAUUUUAGCCUAUUCUCAAACAGUAGCCAAAUUAAUAUUUUUAAAAUAUUCUUAUAUACCACAGGUACAUUUUAAAGGGUACGGUCCUAUAGACGGGGUUUGAAUUAACAUAGAAAGUAAAUGGAAAAACUUUAAACAAGAUGCUUUGAGCUUUUCUUUGACAUGAAAAAUCCUCUGGUUGAAUCGAAGGGCCAUUUAAUUUUGAAAACAACCGGAGGAUUUGCUAUGACAAUGCUUCAUUUUUCAUGAGUUUUAAUUAUAAAUACAGAUACAGACGACGUUCCUUAAAUAUUGCUCUUAGGCUGCUGUAUCUAUCUUGCUUAUUUAACAAAAAAAAAAUGUUUCAAGGCAAUUUGUAUUAUUAAUGUGAUUCCUUUUUUUCAUGUGUUUUGAAGCAUGUUCUAAAUAUUGUUACAGUUAUCAGCUUUAAUAUAUCCUUUAUUUCCUGUGUGUUAACAGCGUCCAUGAGGAGCUCAGACAGUUUGUUUCAGACAUGCACUUACAAGCUAAUGGUGCUCUUUUCAGUGGAACUUCAACCAAAAGAAUGCCUUUCUGUAAUGGAUUGAAAUUGAGCAAAGGUUUUGUGAAAUGUUUCCAGUCAAGACAAUGUAUAUUCAGUCUCAUUUAGAUCAGUGACUUGUAGAAACUACGUGCCCUCAUCCGAGUGAGUCUUUAGCUUGGAUUAGCUCCCAUUCCAUCAUACUUGUACUAUAUAGAACUGAUUUUCUUAUGGAACUGAAUGUAUUUCUUGUGUCAGUCAACCACAGUGGCAAACUUUGUCUUGGUGUCACACACACAUUCUUUCUCUCUCACUUACCUUGUGCGAGAGACAAAGAAAACGACGGACACCAGGAGGCUCCAUGAACUUCCAAACAAUCCCAUUGUAGUUUUUAUCACAUCUCCAUUACUUUCCCAGCUACCCAGUUAAAAAUAAAAUAAGAAAAGGGAAAUGUGCGUACUUGCUAUUCUAGAAAGCACAUUUUUAUAUAUUGUGAUUGUCUUAUGUAUUAUUGAGCAUUCUCUUUUCUCUGUUUUCAGUCAGUUGUUGAGGUUCAUGCUUUUCCUCUUUUUGAAAACCUCUGUGGUUUCAUAAGUGGGAAUGUGAACCGGGCGUAUUAAAGACUUUGUACAGUCAUCUCUUUGCACAAAAUGUUUCUUCUAUUUAUAUUAUAUUCCUUAAGCAUGUCUCUGAAUGCCAUGUCCUUAAUACUUCCUUAAAACGGUGUAGUACAUUUUUAUAAUAAAUUGUUUACCUGAUAAA
Molecule: messenger RNA, 6530 nt
Organism: Pangasianodon hypophthalmus (striped catfish)
Lineage: Eukaryota; Metazoa; Chordata; Actinopteri; Siluriformes; Pangasiidae
Gene: dapk1
Product: death-associated protein kinase 1
Exons: 26
Coding region: 219-4568 (1449 amino acids)
Biological process (GO): protein phosphorylation; intracellular signal transduction; positive regulation of apoptotic process
Cellular component (GO): nucleus; cytoplasm
Molecular function (GO): protein binding; ATP binding; protein serine/threonine kinase activity
Source: RefSeq, a predicted model, not a curated record